Molecule: messenger RNA, 3218 nt
Organism: Cylicocyclus nassatus
Lineage: Eukaryota; Metazoa; Nematoda; Chromadorea; Rhabditida; Strongylidae
Source: the annotation of a GenBank genome assembly
AAUCAAGUGCGAAUUAUGUAUAUAUGUUGAUUUACGUAUGUACUAACUCAACACUGCUCUUCAUCUCUCGUUCGCUCGAAUGAGUAGUACAGUUCAAAUUCGAAGCACACAGCAAUCACGCGUAGCGAUGCGAUCUCCUCGUUCCGUGAAACGACCACACACUAAUCAUCACACGACCAAUGUCAGAAGGAAUAGAGGCAAGCAAGUGAAGAAUUCGCGAUUAAGACAAAAGCAGUGGGCCCAUACACUCGUCUAUAGUCCUGAUGUGGCAGAGAAGCGCCAGUUAUUCACUCAUACCUUAGUUCCGACCAUCAAAGAGGUAAGCGAAGAAGAACGUACUCGUCGUGCGGAAAGGAAGAAAGAGAAAAAGUUGAUUGCCAAGCAAAUUGACGACGAGGCCCGACGAUUGGAGCUGGAAAGGAAAGAGAAAGAGAGGGAAGAACGUAAACGCAAAAUAGAAGAGGAGCAAAGGCUCCAGGAAGAGCUCGAAUAUCAAAAAUGGCAAGAAAUGCAGAAGAAAAAGGAAGAGGAAUUGAGAAGAGCGGAAGUUGAACGUAAAGCUGCUGAAAAAAAGGCUGCAGAGGAGAAGAAGAAAGAUGCUAGUCAAGCAGCCCAACCCGAGCUGAAAAAGGAGAAGGCAAAGAAGGAGAAAAAGGCGGCAGAAGUUGAGAAAACGGUCACCGAUUCUACACCUAGAAUGGAGCACUCUUCACCCACUGGGGCGCCUACCGUUGCAGUUCCAAAAUCGGCUGUCGAGACCGAGAAAAAGAAGAAGAAGAAGGAAAAGGGGCUCACUGGUGAUAAAGUUGAAGAAGCUAGUCGUGACACUGAAGAACAAAAAGAGCACCUUACUGGGAGGAAGCAAAAAGAUCAGGAUGCGAACAAAAGUUCAAAUGAGCACGGCGCUGGAAAAAAGCAGAAGACUGUCGAGGCUGAAGCUGAGGAGGAGGUGUUAAUUUCGAGAAAGCAGCAAGAACCUGACGUUCGUACCAAACAGAAACACGAUGAUGUUAAAAAACCAGAAGUAUUAUCUUCUGAAGAAACUAAGGGACAAGAUGGUGCGAAGAAGCAGAUGGAGUCUAACCCUGAGAAGAUGCAGACGAGACCCAGUCAUGAGUAUAAUGAAAAUCCUAUUCUUGACAGAAUGGACAAAGGAUCCACUGCUAAAAAGACGCAUGAGUCUACAGAGGAGCAGGUCAACGUCGAGGAUCGGUCUGGUGCUGCAGGAGAAAAGCGCUCUCCAGUAGAUGCUCUUCCUGUUAACACACGUGACGACGAAAAGCAUUCGAGGAAUAAAGGUGACAAGAGGAAGAAGUCCAGCGAGAACGAAUCGCCUGUGCUUAAUAACGGACACGACGAAAUGGUUGCUGACGAUGCUCGCGCCGACGAAGGGCAUCAAUACCAUGAUGAUGAACACGUAAAUCAUCAUGAGGUUCAUAUCAAAGAGGGCAAAAAAGGCAAGAAGAACAGAAAGAACGCCAGCGAAUCCACAGAUUUUGCUAACGGACAUGAUGUUAAUGCUGCAAGUGAUGAUGCUGCUCAUAUUGUUGAUUCUGCUCCGGUCAUAGACGCACCGAAUGGAGGAGCUGUGCUGGUGGAUCUCGAUAAGAAAGGAAAAGAGAAAAGACAUGAGGCCGUUUCAUCCGAGCCUUUUCUUCUUGAUCAACCUAACGAAGCUACCGACAAGGUAACGCAUGGUGAACCCUCUCAUGACGAAUCUAACAGGCAUGAUGGAAAUAAGGAAGAUUACACUGGGAAAUCUUCGGCCAUGAAGAAUAAACAGAAAGAGAAGAAAGUCAAGCAGGUAUCACCCGGUGUUGAGAUCACUACGGAAGUAACUGUUGUUACCGAGUCCGUAAUGUCAGAGAAUGACGCUCCAACUGAUCAGGCAUCACCUCCUAUCCAAGUUCAUGAAGUGACAAGCACUGCCAAUGAGAACGGAAUGAAAGAAACAGUACAUACUAUCACCGCCACGCUCGACACCACUUCCUCGACGAGCCCCACACAGUUCGCCCAAAAUGUAGAAAAACUAGUUUCACACACUUUGAAGAAGGCCAAGCACGACAUUGUCGAGAUCGACCCGAAUGUAAAAAUGACGAUCGACGCUCAACUCGUGAAGCUGUCGGAAAGGAAGCCGGAAGUAGCAACUGAACAUAAGAUUCACAUCACCCCUCUUCCUCUUGAACUUCACUACUCAAGGCCCACGACGCCGUCUAGCCGCGAACGUGUAUACAAGUUGCUCCCUCGUGAUAUCAUUUUCUGUUCCGGCUUGAUUGAUGCGCAUGGCGAGGACUACGCUGCUAUGGCCGCUGAUCCCAAAAACAUCUACAAGGAAAAUGCACGAGCGAUUCAGAGGAAGGUUAGAAUAUUCAAGGAGUCUCCUCACUACCAGACGUACCUGCGCGCUAAGGAAGAAGGCAGAUCUGUGGAAGAAGUUUUAGCAGAAGAGGGACAGACGUAAUCUCAUGACAGUUACUAUGCGUACACCGAAAAGAAAAACUCCUGUCGUAUGAUCUUCACUGUCCGUAUCUGUCCCAGAUUACAUAUGAUGCCAAUCGUGAGCAGAACAUUCUUUUUUUUUUCGAGUUGUUGUUUUGAUCUACCCUUCCUCUUUUCUCUCCCUCUCUCUCUUCCAUCACCGUGGGCACAUUCGUAUUUCAUAUAGCUUGCGAGCAUUUUCACUGAAUCUAUCUGCUGACCGUGAUCUUUGUGUCGAGAAAUUCUUUCUUUUGACUUGUUUGCCUCGUUUCCCUCUAGAAAUUAUGUUCGAUCUAUGUAAUUCAUCGCUCAUCACCUUUUCCAGUCCCUAUUGUUUUUGUUUUACGAGUGAAAUUGCUCCGAGAUUAGUCCUGACCGGUGUUGUAGCUCUCCCUUUCUUAUGAACAUUCUAAAUUCUUAGAUCAAACGUUGACUACAUUGGCGAUUUUAUCGGCAGUUGCCUUAGGCUUUUUCGAAGAAAAUCAUUGUUUCAUCCUUCACCUGGCUUGGGCAAAUGAUUUGAGUAAGCUGCAAUCGCUACUUUUAUUUGAGUUGCCCCAUCUUGGAGUGAAUUUCAAAUAAAUGAGGAAUUAUUUGUGGAACGAGGCACUUGUUAUCUUCUUUUGUGUUAUUGUUAUUCUCUGUCGCUUUAUCCGUUAUCAGAUCAGAUUCUAGCACCAUGAGCGCUGAGAGAAUAGAUGUUAUUAGUAAUUUUAUAAUCGCACCAAAUGAAUAUGGGA